Messenger RNA from Mytilus californianus (California mussel), 612 nucleotides. RefSeq lists its product as uncharacterized. NCBI's taxonomy places the organism in Eukaryota, Metazoa, Mollusca, Bivalvia, Mytilida, Mytilidae. The transcript has 2 exons. Bases 1 to 612 code for a protein of 203 amino acids. The record is from RefSeq and is a predicted model, not a curated record.
AUGACAGUAUUUAGGGCAGCAUGGACUGGUUGGGUUGGCAGAGUCAGUAUAGUGUGUCCAGGUAGGACAUGUUCUGUUAGUGGAACAAAAACUGCCUACCCUUCCAGAGCACAUGUCGGUACUGUUAGUGGAACAGAAACUGCCUACCCUUCCAGAGCACAUGUCGGUACUGUUAGUGGAGCAGAAACUGCCUACACUUCCAGAGCACAUGUCGGUACUGUUAGUGGAACAGAAACUGCCUACCCUUCCAGAGCACAUGUCGGUACUGUUAGUGGAGCAGAAACUGCCUACCUUUCCAGAGCACAUGUCGGUACUGUUAGUGGAACAGAAACUGCCUACCCUUCCAGAGCACAUGUCGGUACUGUUAGUGGAGCAGAAACUGCCUACCUUUCCAGAGCACAUGUCGGUACUGUUAGUGGAACAGAAACUGCCUACCCUUCCAGAGCACAUGUCGGUUCUGUUAGUGGAACAGAAACUGCCUACCCUUCCAGAGCACAUGUCGGUACUGUUAGUGUAACAGAAACUGCUUACCCUUCCAGAGCACAUGUCGGUACUGUUAGUGGAACAGAAACUGCCUACCUUUCCAGAGCACAUGUCGGUACUGUUAGUUGA